Messenger RNA from Closterium sp. NIES-67, 874 nucleotides. NCBI's taxonomy places the organism in Eukaryota, Viridiplantae, Streptophyta, Zygnematophyceae, Desmidiales, Closteriaceae. The record is from the annotation of a GenBank genome assembly.
GCCUUGUGCUCUAUCAGAGUAUUGGAUAGAUAGCGAGGGACCAGCCAGAAGCUUUUCAGACGUCAGCUCUCACGUACUACUCCAAGCCAACAACGUUGAUCAGGCAGUAAUUGCCCAUCCGUUGUGAUUGGGGGGCUAACGUGAUUAGGUUUAACGAUACAGUUGUAGCUAACGUUUCAGUUAGGUUAACGUUUCAGUGACCGACAUGGAUUUGUCAGACCCGUCUCCCAUGGUCAACGGAGAGCAGAUGCGUCGAUUCGUAGGUCGUAAAAUCCGGACGGUCUUGAGAGUGGUUCGAGUGGACCCCGGUGUAAUCACCGCUCAGACGUGCGACAACGCUACAGUCACAGUCCGCGCGGUGGCUCGGUCGCCGUGGGAUGACUCGCAAUUCGUCGAGGUGAUUGGUGUUCCCGAAAACGACACUACGAUUCGCGAAGAGUCUUCGACAGCUUUCGGGAACAACUUCGACCAAGGAAACUACAACCAGCUCUGCACCUUGGUCCAUGGCGAAUUUCACAGCCUUUUUCUGCCAUCAUGACUGAAGUGUUGCCCAACUUACACUCACCCUUUGUCUAACUUUAGAGCCUGCCCUAUCCUCCUAUGUGUGUACAUGUGUUGUCCAACUUCACCCCAUCUGGUGGUACUGGCCCGUCUUUUAGCCUUUCCCCUGAUCCUCUCACCUCUGAUCCCAUUGUAUUCAGUCAACACACAUUUAUUCCCAUUGAUUUUCUCAGUCCAGCGCUGGUUACGUUAGCACCUGUAUGAGUCAUGCUGGAUGCAGCGGUGGGCGGAUUUUUUACAGAAGCCUGUUUCCAUAGUAGUAUACGUACGAAUACAUGUGAUUACUAGUCAGCAAUCAAGCUGACUGGCACCA